Messenger RNA from Zerene cesonia (dogface butterfly), 3053 nucleotides. RefSeq names its product octopamine receptor beta-3R-like. The record is from RefSeq and is a predicted model, not a curated record. Gene Ontology annotation, molecular function: octopamine receptor activity. Gene Ontology annotation, cellular component: membrane. The coding region runs from base 1 to 1623 and encodes 540 amino acids. Lineage: Eukaryota; Metazoa; Arthropoda; Insecta; Lepidoptera; Pieridae. The transcript has 5 exons. Gene Ontology annotation, biological process: adenylate cyclase-activating adrenergic receptor signaling pathway.
AUGGUUUAUAUAUGCAGACACAUACAGUUCGUCAGCGUAUUUACAAUUGAGCUGUGGACACGGAAGUUCGCCAGCGCAGCCCGUGUCGGCUUAAUUAAAACAAUUAAAGCUCACAAAAAAGUGGAUAAAUUUCUAUCAAGCAAACAGACGUACAAUAUCAUAGUGCGAGGCAAUGCGAGCGGCUUCUACGGCUUCGAAGAUGGUGCGCUGCGGGGCGAGGUAGAGGCGCGCGGGCGCGGCACGGAGCCGGGGCUGGCCCUGCACUCCACGCUGCCGCCCGCCGCGCCCGAGCACGUCCACAAUCUCAUCCACAUCCUCAAGGGCCUCGUCUUCAUCACCAUCAUCCUCGGCGCCCUCCUCGGCAACGCCCUCGUCAUCAUUUCUGUCCACCGCCACAGGAAGUUGCGCGUCCUCACCAACUACUACGUCGUCAGCCUGGCGGUAGCUGACAUGCUGGUCGCGCUCUGCGCUAUGACCUUCAACGCCAGCUCCGAACUGACGGACACUUGGCUCUUCGGCCCGCUCGUCUGUGAUAUAUUCAAUUCGCUGGACGUCUACUUCUCCAGCGCGUCCAUCCUGCACUUGUGCUGCAUCUCAGUAGACAGGUACUACGCUAUCGUGCGCCCGUUGGAGUAUCCUGUUACUAUGACGCACAGGACGGUUUGUUUUAUGCUCGCGAAUGUGUGGUUGUGGCCAGCUUUUAUCAGUUUCGUGCCAAUAUUCAUGGGCUGGUACACGACGGAGCAGCACCGCCAGUAUAGAAAGGCCCACCCCGACGUGUGCAUCUUCAAAACGAACAUGGUGUACGCGAUAAUAUCUUCGAGCGUAUCCUUUUGGAUACCGAGUCUGGUGAUGAUCUCGAUGUACUGCAAGAUAUUCAGAGAAGCGAUACGGCAGAGGGAAGCGCUGACAAGAACUUCAUCGAACAUUCUGCUCAAUUCUGUUCAUUUGAAGCACACUUCGCACGCGGCGCACCAUUCGCACUACUUACACCCGGAUAGAAGACCUUCAGAUAUAAGUCCAAAUUACAGUACAUUUACGGAAGUGGGCCCGGAAGAGAACGAAUUGGGAAACGAGGUUGUUCUAGCGCUCAGCGACAUAUGUCCCAGCAAAGAAGCGAGUCCGAGGAAGUCAGUGAACGUUAGCUGUGAUACUGCGAGCUCUGGAUACUGCUCCGGCGGUUCCCACAAGCGCUCCUCCAGCGGGCUACCGGUGGCCGGUUGGCGCCCGAGCUGCGCGUCCUCUGCCGCUACUAGAGACUUGGCGAAAGCGGCUACUGAGUUAAACUCACAAGGUGCAAGUUUGCGCGCGGCAGGCAAGUCGUGGCGCGCGGAGCAUAAGGCCGCGCGCACUCUGGGCAUCAUCGUUGGCGCAUUCCUGUUGUGCUGGCUACCGUUCUUUCUCUGGUACGUAACGACGAACGUGUGCGGCGAGCCGUGCGACACGCCGGAUGUGGUCGUGGGCGUGCUCUUCUGGAUCGGCUACUUCAACUCCGCCCUCAACCCUCUUAUCUACGCGUACUUCAACCGCGACUUCCGAGACGCCUUCAAAAACACUCUCAUGUGCGCGCUGCCCUGCUGCUUCCAUUGUUGGAAGGACACCAGCAACGCGCAUUUUGUCUGAUCCUGCGAUUUUUAGUCGCGCAUUUUUAACACCAUUAUGCUCUUUGGUUAAGCUUGUACUACGUUAAGUAAAGGACUGUGAUUUUCAUUUUUCAUGUAAGCGGUAAGUCUUAAGUCUUAGUCUACGAGUAACGUAAGAUAUGGCGGAAUAUUUGGAUAUAAUUUAGUUAAUAGGCGAAACGUUUAUUGAUCAUAUCAAUUUUAUUUCUACGUUUUAUUGUUCUGUGUAACAUAUAGAAUUAGUUUGACUAUUUUCGUUUAGUGUUACAAUUUGUAUGUAAAUGGUAGGAAGCUAUGUGUUCAUGUUAGAAGGCUGAUCGACCUGUGGAUUUAUUUUUAUGGCUGAAACGACCUUCUGAAUUAUUCUACGUCGAGUGUGUGUCCUGUCUGGGUCGGUUUCUCGUGGGAAACGAUAAUUCGCUGAAUUUUUAUUUAUUACUGUACCCAAAGAUACCGUUAUAAACAACAUUAUGUCUUUUGUCUGUCUAGAAAUUAUAUUUACUGCUAUAGACUUGGUACAUUACGAAAUCAUUUUAAAAGUGUGUCUUAAAGUUUAGUUAUACGAGUGUUCACAUCAUCAGUAUAAUAAACUGGCCUAUUGAUGAGUUUUUCUCAUGAUUGACGGGACUCAAUAUUUAUUCAAUUCGACUUCUUUAAGAAGGACUUUUGGAUUGCCAUAACAUAGUUUUUUUCAUUUACCACAGCAGUUUCUACAGAAGGGAGCCAGCGAGCAACUCUGUAGUUCCUCUUUGUUUAUCCACCUCUUUAAAUAUAGUCCUGUCAAAAUAUGAACUUGACAAAAGAGUAUUAAGAGAACCGUUUCAGCCGAGUAAAUGUCGUGUAGUAUCGGAUAGUUACGCUAUUAUUUUUGUAGCGUAGAGAAAAUGAAGAAUAUUAUUUGGCUAUACUAGUGAAGUGAACAGUAGUUGCUCAAGAUGUAAAUGCAAUAACUUACACUAAGGUAGUUAGUGUGAAUAUAUUUAAUUAAAUGUUAAUUACUGUUUAUUGUUAAGUUAGUGUAAAUAAGUCACUAAUGCGUGAAAACAAAACUCUUAUAUGUUUUAAAUGAGGAUUUUAACCGAUACUCUUAUAUUCUUUCGUAAAUAAAGUAUAAAUAAGAAUAUAAAGUAAUCAUAAAUAUAGUGAUCGUGGAUAAACAAAAUCCGAUAAAUCUCAUGUAUGUAACCAGUUUAUAUCUGUUUUAUUAUUAAUACGAGGGGAUAAUUGUUUAAUUCUAUACAUUGUUAAAAUGUAGGUAUUGUCUUAAUAGCGAAGCAAUUAAUUCAACUUAUAUGGAUUAUAUUACGCAUAAUCCUCAUAAAUUAUACUAAAUACGUAGUUUCUAGUAACUUUUUUGUAGAUAAAAUAUAGUGGAAGAUUCCUUCUAGGCCUUGUUUCCAGUUACUAAAACUUUAAUCUGCUUUAAUUGGA